Molecule: messenger RNA, 1972 nt
Organism: Myotis brandtii (Brandt's bat)
Lineage: Eukaryota; Metazoa; Chordata; Mammalia; Chiroptera; Vespertilionidae
Gene: CREB3
Product: cAMP responsive element binding protein 3
Exons: 9
Coding region: 556-1746 (396 amino acids)
Biological process (GO): regulation of transcription by RNA polymerase II
Cellular component (GO): nucleus
Molecular function (GO): DNA-binding transcription factor activity, RNA polymerase II-specific; RNA polymerase II cis-regulatory region sequence-specific DNA binding
Source: RefSeq, a predicted model, not a curated record
UCUCCCGGUGGCUCCCGAGAUCCGGCCUCGCCCUCCCUUCGGCACUCUCUGGGCCACUUCCGUCCCCGGAACGUCCCCCACCCGUGGGCGGCGCCCUGGGCCCGCGCUCUAUGGUUGCGGGGACUGCAGGAAGCUGCUCUGGCCCCAGCUCUCGGUGCUCGGGAUCCCACCGAAGACGGGCCACCACUCCCGGCAGGAAGCGAGGGUGCGGCGCAACCCGGGGGAAAAACGCUCCGACUGCGCUCGAGUUCCCCUUUAGUCUCUGAUCCUCCGUUUCCUUAGCCCGGGGCGCAGGCGGAGCCGGGGGCGCAGAAUGCCCGCCCUCAGGGUGUGAGGAGGCUGCAGGGACGUCCCCUUUAUUUGCAUAGCUCCCGGGACGUGGCGCCGCACGUAGGCCACUUCCGCGUUCCCGAGAACUCCAACUCCCAGAAUGCCUCGGGGGCCUGCGUCACUUCCGCUGUGUUGGAAGCUGAGGAAAAUCGAGACUGGGAGGCGGAAAGCCGGCUGAACAGGGAGUACCGGAUAGGUGGGGCCGGCUUACAGUCGAUUUCCCAUAUGGAGCUGGCGUUUGACCCGGGUGAACAGGACCUGCUGGGCUUCCUGCUAGAGGAAAGCGGAGAUUUGGGGGCGGCACCCAAUGAGGUCUUGGAGGCUCCGCUGGACUGGGAGUUGCCGCUUUCUGAGCCCGUGCAGGCACUGAGCGAUUGGGACGUCGAGGAUUUCCUGCGCUCCCUGCCGAGCCCCCCAGCGUCGUUGAACAUUUUCAGCAACUCUAAUCCCUGUCUUGUCCACCAUGACCACACCUACUCUCUCUCCCAAGAACAUGUUUCCAUAGAUCUAGAUAGUGGGAGCUGUGGAAAAGAGGGGGUCCAGAUGACUCCCCUGCACGUGGAGGACCCGGAAGAGCAGGAGGUUGUUGGGCUGAUCCUGACAGAUGAGGAAAAGCGGCUAUUGGAGCAGGAGGGGCUUACUCUGCCUGGAACGCUGCCUCUCACGAAGAUGGAGGAACAAGUUCUGAAACGAGUGCGGAGGAAGAUUCGAAAUAAAAAGUCUGCUCAGGAGAGCCGCAGGAAGAAGAAGGUGUAUGUGGGGGGUUUAGAGAGCAGGGUCUUGAAAUACACAGCCCAGAAUCUGGAGCUACAGAACAAAGUACAGCUCCUGGAGGAACAGAACCUGUCCCUCCUGGAUCAGUUGAGGAGACUCCAGGCCAUGGUGAUUGAGAUAUCUAACAAAACCAGCAGCAGCAGCAGCACCUGUGUCCUGGUAAGGAUGGUGAUGGAAGGAGAGAUCCUUCUCCCAGGUGCAGGGAUGGGUGCAAUCCAGAGCUCUUCAUCAUUUCCUUUUCUUGUGUUCCAGGUCCUACUGUUCUCCUUCUGUCUCGCCCUUGUACCUGCUAUGUACUCCUCUGGCACCAGGGGGAGCCUGCCAGCUGAGCAUGGAGUAUUAUCCCGCCAGCUUCGUGCCCUCCCUCAUCAGCUGGAGCUGUCUGUCCUGCAGUCGGAGGAACCAAAGGAUAGCUCAGACCAUGAGCUCCAGGCUCCUGGCAACUCUUGCUGCCUGCCCUCCCACAUGCCUCAGGCUCCUGGCACAGAACCUCCCCUGAAGUUGCCACUCCCUGAUCCCUUUUCAAAGUUCGCCUCCCUGGGUCCCAUCGUUCUCCUGCAUGCAAAUCUCACAAGAGAAGGGGAAUGGCUCCCUGCCCACAGCCCCAUAUCUGUUAUCUUGCAGGGCAGAUACUCAGGCUAGAUGGGAGGCCAAAUGAAAAGGAAUACGAGAAGGCUAGUUUUAGCAUCUGUGCCCCGUCAGGAUGCCUUAGGGCUCAAACACACCACACUUACCAUCUUUCUGGGUCUUUUAUUUGUACCCAUGUAUGUCUAUCACCCCAUGAAUGGACCUGGGGGAAUCAAUUGACCUUGAACAUUUCAUGCAGUGAGGGGAUGGGAUGAGGAAAUAAAUAAGUAAGUGAUUCUGA